Lactuca virosa is the source of this 621-nucleotide messenger RNA. The record is from the annotation of a GenBank genome assembly. Lineage: Eukaryota; Viridiplantae; Streptophyta; Magnoliopsida; Asterales; Asteraceae.
AUGGCACAACUUUUUCUCUCUUUCUUGGUUAUCACAUUCACAAUCUGCAGUUUUGCAAUCACUGUCGAAUCUCGUUCUCAUGCAAGAACGUAUGUUGAAUCACAGUGUAAAUCAACGAGAUAUCCUGAUCUAUGUGUUCAAACCCUUUUACCCUACGUAAGCAAAAGAGGAUUACCAAGCUCACAACUACAAGCUCAACUUUCGUUAGCAACAUGUCUAUCCACAGCUCGCUUCACAAAGGUUUAUAUGAACAUGGUAGCAGAUAAAUUGAAUGAAACGAGUAAUUCAGGAGACUACCAAGCAAUGGAAGAAUGCAUGCAUCAAAUGAAUGAUGGAGUGAAGCAAAUUACCCAGUCGUUUAAGGAAUUACAACAAAUGGGAAAAGAUGGGUAUCAAAAGUUUUUGUGGCAUGAGAGUAAUGUGCAAACUUGGGUCAGUGCUGCCUUGACGGAUGCGACGACAUGUGUUGAUGGAAUCUUGGGGGAUGGAAUCAGUGAUAGAGAAAAGGCUAUGAUUCAAGCGAGGAUCUUGAAGGUGAAGCAACUCGCUAGCAAUUCUCUUGCAUUGUUUACUCGCUUCACGUCCAGAUAUCGUGCUUCACAUGGCAUCAAAAUUCCCUAA